CAGCAGCAGCGCGCCAACUAAAUUGUGGUGUCGCAAACAUCCUGCUGGCGAACUGACUGCCGCGCCAAAAAAACCCCGCGUUCGCUGCUGACACACCAACAAGCGAGCGAGCGAGAGAGCGAGUUGUGGUGACUGCGACGGCCUCGAUCCACACACGCACACACACGUCCUCUCGCCUUGACUGGCGCAGCCAUAAUGGACCCGCCGGCGCUGGCGCCUGCGCCCGUGGCGUCCACGACGACAUCAUCGACAACAACAGCAAACACCUCUGCAGCUGCUGCGUCAGCAACAACGAUGAUGGAGGUGAACAGCGCAGCUGUGAGGAGCGCAACAACACGCUCAACACCCGAGCAGAAGCAGAACCAACACAAGGAGAUUGGUGAGGUCCGCAUCUGGGACUUGCACAGCGGUGCGUUGCUGAAAGUGCUGCGCGAACAUCAGAAAGAGAUUACGAUCGUCCACUUUUGCCCUUCACCCGAGCUAGAACACAUGUUUCUCGUCACUUCUGCACAGGAUGGCACCAUUCGUUUCUGGCGAUACGAACUCGUCAACAACAACCAAGUUGACCUCACCCUCGUCAGGCAAGAGUCGAUAGAGCGGCCGGGCGUAUCACGCACACAGCACAGCAUCAUCACUGCCGAGUUUUCCGAGGGCGGAACCAUGUUCGCUGCCGGCAACAAGAACGGCAUCGUGCACCUGUUUACGAUUGAGAACAAGGACGUGCGGCUGGUCCGACACGACAGCACCGUGCACCAGGGCCAGGUUGAGGUGGUCAAGUUCAGCCAUCGCGGCGACCGCCUCUUCACCGCAUCCAAAAACGGACCCGCCCGCGUCUGGACGCGUGCGGACAACUGGUACUCCCGGAAGCUGGUGCCACUCGACACAGCUGUGCACGCGCGCAUUGAGCCCAAGUCCUACUUUGCGUACGCGUGCUGGACCGCUGACGACACGCGUGUUGUUGGCGCGCUGGAGGCCAGCCGUGAUGGUGCCAGCCCCGUACUGGUUGUCUUUGAGGCAGAGACGAUGGCGCUCACGCACGUGCUGCCGCACAUCCACGAGUUCUCCGUUGUGGGCGUGGUAUCCAGCCCACUUGACGCACGUGUGGUUGCUAGCGCAGGCCGCGAUGCACGCGUGGUGCUGUGGGAUGUGGUGGCCGGCACAGCCCUCCGCACCUUUGCCAUCCGCAACCGGCGCCUGGAUCCAAUGUCCGACGCGCGCUACCUCGACUGUUUGGAUGUGUCUUUUAGCCCGUGUGGGCGCAUGCUGUGCACGACAGACCUGUGGGGCAACUGGAUUCUCUUUGGCAGCCAGGGCGCAACGCUUGAGCACGCGAUGCCAGAGCAGUUUUUCCACAACGAUUUCGAGGCCAUCGCAAUAGAUAACAACGGGACGGCGGUGGAUGCGCGCUCCUUGCAGCGGCCAGAGCUCACACCAACGUGGCUGUGCAAUGCGAACAUGUUCCCAUACCCCACACUGGAUGAUCGUCGGCCCCCACGCGCGCGCACUGCAUGGAGCCACUCAUAUCUUGCCGCAGCGAAAAGCGCAGUGAAAUGCCUGCAGGCAAGAACGGCGAGUGAGCGGCAGCGCGCGGUCCACGAUGUUCGUGUGCGCGCGAACCACGGCGGCGGCGCAAAGCGACACGAUGACAUGCGCGGGUAUGAGCGGGAUCGCCUUGCCCGCAUCUUCGCCACAUCGGCUGCUGCCACAUCACCCACUGGGGCAGGCCACGCCAUGCACGCGCGUGCCGUUGGUCAUCCUGGCAGCAUCGGCAGUGCGCAGCAUGACGGGGCUGGUGCUGGUGCUGUUGUUGUGCAACCCACCGGGUUUGCGUUUACGGCUGGGGGUCCAACAGCUGCACAGCAGCAGCAACAGCAGCGACGACAGCGACAGCAGCAGCAGCGGCAGCAGAGCGACAGCGCGAGCACACGCGUGCGCACCUUGUCCGGCGCAGUGGCAGACAACGAUGGCGAUGAUGACGACGACGACUUGUCUGACUUUGAGGCUGCCGUCCAAGAGCAAGGGCGAUUGCAAAGGCGCACGCGCGCUGAGCGAGCACAGCGCAGACAGGAGAUGUUGUACGGGCACCUCUCUGAGUCGGAUGUCGUCAGUGUUCCGUCCAGUCCGGACCGUUCACCACGGCGGCCGCGGCGACGGCCGCGGCGGCAGCAACAGCGUGUGCAGGGCAGCGAAUCGUCACAGACAGCAACAAGAACGCGCCGAACACGCACGCGCCACAUGUACGGGUUUGGCAGCGAUGAGGACGAGGAGUAUGCCAUGGAUGAAGACGAGGAUGACGACGAGGAAGCGCUUGUUGAGAUUGGCGCUGGCAGCGGGCGUGGCCGUCGGCUUGGUGGGCGCGCACGCAGUGGCAGAGGCAGAGGCAGGGGGAGAGGCAGGGGGAGAGGCAGGGGGAGAGGAAGGCGAGGUGGUCGUGGACGGGGUGGUCGUGGACGGGUACAGGCAGAGGCCGAAGAGCAGCAGGAAAGCGAUAGUGAUGCAGAGGAGGAGGGAGAAGAGGAGGGGGAGGAGGAGGAAGAGGAGGAAGAGGGUAUUGUGCAGCCGUCCGACUGGAUCACCAAGACCACAUCAGACCCGUUUCCAUACGUGCCGCAGAUCAACGACUGUGUUGCGUACUUUCGGGAGGGCCACGAGGAGUUUAUCCAGGCCGCCGUCGCCGACGGACACACCGUCAUCAAGCCCAACCGCGCCCCGUGGGUACAGCGGCCGAACCUGCGACCCGUUGAGAAGUGUCGUGUGACGGGCAUCAAGUACCGUGUUGGCCCGCCCGCCAUGGCAGCUGUUCGCCUGCAGCUGGAGGACCCCAGAUGGAACAACGGCACGUGCUCCGUGCUCUACUUUGACUUUGACAAGGUGCCCGAUUUUAUGAUCCCCUAUGAGCGGUAUGAGCAGUCGACCCAGCGCAACUGGGCCGUUCGCAUGCCCUUUGUCUCCUUCUACGGGGACGGCUGGUACCGUGGUCGCGUCAUUGGCCGAAACCAGCCUGCCAACCCCAGGCUUCCAAACAGCCCCUGGCGCUCGCUGCUUGUGCAGUGGGAUGGUACUGGCAAUGGUGGUGGUGGUGGUGGCGCGACGGAGUCUAUGAGUCCUUGGGACCUCGACCCCGUGCCACCGGGCAUCACCGACGACCAAGUUGGGCCGGACGGGCGCGUGAAUGUGGAGUCUGUGUGGUCGUACGAUGUGCCGACAAUCAGCCCGCUUGAGACGGAACGCCUGCUCGAACUUGUGCGCCAACUCCGAUCCGUUUCCGCCCUCUCUGCCUUUGCUCAGCCCGUCAACUUUCGCCAGUUUCCCGCGUACCUCGAAAACAUUGCGUACCCGGUGGACCUGCAAACAAUUGAGCAGCGCCUGGCCAACAACUUUUAUCGGCGCAAGGAGGCGCUGAAGUGGGACGUGGAGGAGCUUGCCCAGAACGCAGAGCUGUUCAACGCGCCCGACUCGCCCAUUGCCACGUGCGCGCGGCAGCUGGCAGAUGCACUCAAGUCGGCCAUCAUGGACGAGAGUGCGACGUCCAUCGACCAGCUUGUUGAACUCCCACAUGAUGGGUCCUCAUCAUCGUUAGCAGCCGCAACCUCGGCAUCAGCGCUGACCACCCCGGCAGUGGUGGCGAUAGCGCCAACCAUGGCUGCCCUGUGCCCCGUUUCACCUGCGCGCGAGACACGCGAGCUUGUCGCUGCUGUUGGCGGCGUGAGUGGUGAGCUGACUCGCGCACCACUGACACGGGAACGGUUUGAGGACUUGAUGCGGAGCGUGGAGGAGGUGCAUACACAGGUGGCGUCAAGCACAUACGUGCGUGAGCUGGAUGAGUUGAGCACGCACACGCGCACGCGGCGCAGCCGCCGUGCCGACGCUGUGCUGGCGCGAGAGAUGGGCCGAAUUGACGCGCGCCUGCGUGAUCGCAUGUAUGGGACGCCGCUGGCCUACAAGAUCGAUAUUCUUCGCGCCCUCGCCACACACGCGCCGCCAGCACGCGCCGACGACACGAGGGUGCACUUGCACCGUUGCCUGACGGAGCUUGUCGAAGACUUGGUGGAAGGAUUGGCUGUGCGUCGUCCACGUGCGGCCGCGUCGCUCUCGUUCGCGCUGCGACACAUGCACGAACAGCUGAUGAUGUGCGCAGAGGCCGAACCCUUCAACGCACCCGUCGACACGAGUGCGGCUGGUGCAGAGACGUAUCUGAUGGUGAUCCAGCACCCGAUGGACCUGGGCACCGUGCUGCAGAGGUUCGUUGGGGGCGAGUACAAGACCGUGGACGCGUAUGCAAGCGACGUUCUGCUUGUGUUUGACAAUGCAAAGGAGUUUAACGCAUCGAGCUCUGAUCUCUACCUCGACGCCAUGCUGCUUGAGCACCGUUUCAUGCAGGAGCUGCAGGUGCUGUAUGGAAAGCCGUGCGCUGUUGCCCCUGGGCUGGAUGCUCAAGGCCGCCUGGUUGCGCGCGUGGACGAACACGGCCUGUUCCCGCACGACGCCAUUGAGCGGCUGCAUGCCAGCAUGAUGCAAGAGGACGAGGAUGGCACGUUUGCACGCCCUGUUCCUGAGGAUGUGGAAGGCUAUCAUGAGAUGGUUCGCUUUCCCAUGGACUUUGGCACCAUUUCCACACGGCUGCGAGCCGGCGCAAUCACGACCGUCAGCGAGUACGUGCAGCACGUGCGCACGACGCUGCUGAACGCGCGGCUGUUCAACGCGCCAGAGUCGGCAUUCUACGAGGCAGCGCUGGAGUUGCAGCGGUGGUUUGAAGACAAGCUGGACAAGCUGCUGCGUGAGUGCCUGGCAUCACCAUCGACAGCAAAAGCAACAAGAACAACGACGACAGCAUCAGCGGCAGCGACAUCGACAACACCACCAGCACGCACGUCGAAACGAGGUCGGUCCAUUCCCGCAUCGUCGUCGUCAGCUGCGGUGUCAUCAUCUUCAUCGUCAUCAUCGCCGUCGUCUGCUGCGGCUGCUCGCCGCUCAUUCCGGCACACCGCAGCCGGUGGUGGUGGCAGGGCCACACGCCGAAGCGCGCGUGUGUUGCAGCAGCACGAUGACGACGACGACGAUGAUGACGAUGAAGACGAGUACGAGUACGAUAACCAUGGUGACGGUGAUGAUGUUGAUGAUGAUGAUAACUGUGACGACGACGACGACGACGACGACGACGAUGAUGAUGAUGAUGAUGAUGAUGAUGAUGAUGAUGAUGAUGAUGAUGAUGAUGAUGGUGAUGGUGAUUAUGGAGAAGGUGGUCGUCGUCGCUCCACACGUGCCAGCACACGAACACGAACACGAACACGAGCACAUGGUGGCGACAGCGAAGCGCAGGGCCACUGCGCGACAACACCAGAUGCGCCUGCUGCUGCUCAGCAACAGCAGCAGCCACAGGAUGCUGUGAAUGUGCGGCCUCCGUUGUUGCAGGCACCAUCGGAGGCAGGCGGUGGCGCUCUGCUCCAGCAGACACCACAGGAACAACCACAACAGCAGCAACAAGAGCAGCAGCCACAGCAACAGCAAAAAGAGCAGCAACAGCAGAAGCAAGAGCAGCCACAGGAAGGUAGUGGCACUGGUCAACAGAGGCGACGCCGUCGAAAGAAGCGUGGCUUUGCAUCGGCCACCGGUGGCGCAGACGACCAGAGCGGCAACAUCCUUCCUGGGCGUGGCGACACAGCCAACAUGCAGCUGCAGACCAUGGCCCAGCAGGCCGGCGUCUGGCACCCAUGGAAGCUCACCCCUUUCGUGAACCUCCCAAAGCUCGACGCCCAGCAGAUGGAGCGAAGAGACGAUGCAUUGCAGUACCUGUUGCAAAUCAACCUCGCCUUCCAAGAGGAAGUGAAGAAGAAGCAGGAGGCGGCCAAUGCCAUUUCGCGCCGGGAGGCGGUGGAGGUGCUGAGCCGCAUCUACAUCGGCAACCUCUCCCGCGAAGUCACGGAGUUUGAUCUCAGGAAGGCCUUUCGCAAGUAUGGUGGCAUUCGAGAGUGCAGCGUCAAGCACGAGACAACGGGCACAUCAUUCAAGGGCUAUGCGUUCCUGCACUUUGACGCGCCCGAGGCGGCCAUGCUUGCCCUCUCCGAGAUGAACGGUGUCAUCAUCGGCGGAAGAAACAUCAUCCUUGGGCGGCCAAACAACAGCGAUCGCGCGAUGGAGUUCCUGGAGCCCCUGGCACAGGCGGCUGCAGAGGCCAACCGCAUCUAUGUGACGUCGCUGCACGCCGACCUGAGCCAGGACGACAUCAAGACGGUGUUUGAGGGCUUUGGUGCCAUCCGCAGCAUCGAGGUGAUGCCCGGGGUGGAGGGGCGUGGGCUGCACCAGGGGUACGGCUGGAUCGAGUAUGAGGACAACUCUGCCCUUGCUGCCGUCAUGAUGUGCGCGACAAACUUCGAGCUCGCCGGGCAGUUCGUCAAGAUGUGCAAAGCUCUCAGCACGCCUGCGGAGAUCAAGGCCAUUCUUGCCGCGCACGGGCGCCUCCCAGGCAGCGAAGGUGCGACCGCAGGCCAGACGGGCGACCAGCAGCAAGGAGGACAGCAGCAGCAGCAAGGCCAAACACAAGGCCAACAGCAGCAGCAGCAGCAGCAGCCGCAGCAGCAAAUUGAAGGGUCCAUUGCUGCCCAGCAGGCUCUCUUACAGCAGCCGUCCGCGCCCCCAGCUGCACCACAACUGCAUGCGCCGCAGCAGAACAUUGACAUGGAGGAGAACCUGACGAUCCGCGGGUCGCAGCGGUUCAUGAUUAUGCAAAAGCUCCAGCGCGGCGACACGGGCGACGAGACGUCGUCGCCCGUGAUCCAGCUGUCGAACAUGGUGACGGCCAAAGAUGUCGACGCCACGCUCGAAGAUGAAAUCCGCAUGGAGUGCAUCAAACACGGCGUGAGCCAAGCAAGACCGCACCCUGAUUCGCUGGCGAAGAUCUUUGUCAAGUUUACCACUCCGCAAUCUGCGGGCGCCGCGAUUGAUGCGCUGAAUGGGCGCUACUUUGACGGGCGCGUGGUGGCUGCAGAGCGGGUUUCGGAGAAGACAUUACAGCAGUUCCUUGGCGAAGAGGACAACAGCACCAACAACAAGGCCGCCACCGCUGCCCCACCUCCCUCAGGCUGA
Messenger RNA from Salpingoeca rosetta, 7083 nucleotides. RefSeq lists its product as uncharacterized. The record is from RefSeq and is a predicted model, not a curated record. Bases 196 to 7083 code for a protein of 2295 amino acids. Gene Ontology annotation, molecular function: RNA binding; protein binding. The transcript has 26 exons. Gene Ontology annotation, biological process: regulation of transcription by RNA polymerase II; regulation of cell shape; cytoskeleton organization. Gene Ontology annotation, cellular component: nucleus. Lineage: Eukaryota; Choanoflagellata; Craspedida; Salpingoecidae.